ACAACCCUGGUUGUUUGACGUUUCUGGAUUUUUUGGGCCGUGUCAUCUUGGCGAAGGGAAAAUCGAUUUUUAUCGAAUCCGAGCGCAAGGAACGAAAUUUACCAGCCCGCGCCGUGUGUUAGGUGUCCUCUAGUGUGUCCGCAAGAAGAAAAGCGUUUCUCGAAAUCGUCCUGCAUCCUUCAGGGCAGACAGCUCAGCCAAGCGGCGAAUCGUCGGGAUUGCUGCGCCGAGUAUCCCUGAAGUACCUUUUCGCUGGACGUGGUUGUGUAGUGCAAGGGUCAAAUAGUAAAAUAUUGUGUUUGCCGCAGUGAAACGACCGUUUUCUGGAGGAAGAAAUCGGAAACCAAGGGUGACGAGACGCCUACUGCGGUGACGUGGUUUCCGGUUGAAUAGAGAUUUGUGAUUAUUGCGUGUGAGAGCGCUUCGUCGUGUAGUGCAAUCGAAGUGAAAAGUGCGUCUGGAUCUAGUUUUUCCCGUUUCUCAAGAUGGCUCCGGUACGGGGAGACGGAAUGCGAGGAUUGGCGGUGUUCAUAUCGGACAUUAGAAAUUGCAAAAGUAAAGAGGCCGAAAUCAAGCGCAUCAAUAAGGAGUUGGCCAACAUUCGGAGCAAGUUCAAAGGGGACAAAACGUUGGAUGGUUACCAAAAGAAGAAGUAUGUAUGCAAGCUACUCUUCAUUUUCUUGCUUGGCCAUGACAUCGAUUUCGGUCACAUGGAGGCGGUCAAUUUGCUGUCUUCCAACAAAUACUCGGAGAAACAAAUCGGCUAUCUAUUCAUCUCCGUGCUGGUGAACACGAACAGCGAUCUGAUCAAACUCAUCAUCCAAAGUAUAAAGAAUGAUCUGCAGUCGCGCAACCCGAUCCACGUCAAUCUGGCGCUCCAAUGUAUCGCCAACAUCGGUAGCCAAGAUAUGGCCGAGGCUUUCUCGAAUGAAAUUCCGAAGCUGCUGGUAUCGGGCGAUACGAUGGAUGUGGUGAAGCAGUCGGCAGCACUCUGCUUGCUGCGACUGUUCCGCACCUGCCCGGAGAUAAUCCCCGGUGGCGAAUGGACUAGCCGCAUUAUCCAUCUGCUGAACGAUCAGCACAUGGGAGUGGUGACGGCGGCCACCAGUUUGAUCGACGCACUUGUCAAGAAGAACCCGGAAGAGUACAAGGGUUGUGUGAGCUUGGCCGUGUCGCGCCUGUCCCGUAUCGUCACGGCGUCGUAUACGGAUUUGCAGGAUUACACGUACUACUUUGUACCGGCACCGUGGCUCUCGGUGAAGCUUCUGCGUUUGUUGCAAAACUAUAACCCACCGACGGAGGAUCCGGGUGUGCGCGGUCGACUGAACGAGUGCUUGGAGACGAUCCUCAAUAAGGCACAGGAGCCGCCGAAGAGCAAGAAGGUGCAGCACUCGAACGCCAAGAACGCGGUACUUUUCGAGGCAAUCAAUCUGAUCAUCCACAACGACAGUGAGGCGAGCCUGCUGGUGCGUGCCUGUAAUCAGCUGGGCCAGUUCUUGAGCAACCGUGAAACGAACUUGCGCUACCUGGCGCUGGAAUCCAUGUGCCACCUGGCGACGUCAGAGUUCUCACACGAAGCGGUCAAGAAGCACCAGGAGGUGGUAAUCUUGUCGAUGAAGAUGGAGAAGGAUGUAUCGGUGCGCCAGCAGGCCGUUGAUCUGCUGUACGCCAUGUGCGAUCGCUCGAACGCAGAAGAGAUCGUGCAGGAGAUGCUGAACUAUCUCGAGACGGCCGAUUAUUCGAUUCGCGAGGAAAUGGUGCUGAAGGUAGCUAUAUUGGCGGAGAAGUAUGCUACCGAUUACACCUGGUACGUGGAUGUGAUUCUGAAUCUGAUCCGAAUCGCGGGCGAUUACGUAUCCGAAGAGGUCUGGUACCGUGUUAUUCAAAUCGUGAUUAACCGCGAGGAGGUGCAGGGCUACGCGGCCAAGACUGUGUUCGAAGCGUUGCAGGCACCGGCCUGCCAUGAGAACAUGGUCAAGGUGGGAGGCUACAUUUUGGGCGAGUUUGGCAAUCUCAUAGCGGGCGAUUCGCGCUCGGCACCGAUGGUACAGUUCAAGCUGCUGCACUCCAAGUAUCAUCUAUGCUCCUCCAUGACCCGUGCACUGCUGCUGUCGACGUACAUUAAGUUCAUCAAUCUGUUCCCCGAGAUCCGUGGCACGAUUCAAGAUGUGUUCCGACAGCACAGCAAUCUCCGGUCGGCGGAUGCGGAGUUACAACAGCGAGCCAGCGAGUAUCUGCAGCUUAGCAUCGUUGCAUCAACGGACGUGCUGGCUACGGUGCUAGAGGAGAUGCCAUCGUUCCCGGAGCGCGAAAGCUCCAUCUUGGCAGUACUGAAAAAGAAGAAGCCAGGGCGUGUGCCGGAGAAUGCAGAAAUUCGGGAUAACAAGAGUCCGGUCCCCAACAGCCACAGCAACACUCAUAACAAUGCUCAAACUAAUCAUGCAUCAAGCACGAACAACACCAGCGCAAGCAACGAUCUACUUGGACUGAGCACACCACCGGCUAGCCAGUCUGGCACCUUGAUCGAUGUGCUUGGUGACAUCUACAGCACCACCAAUGGCAACAGCAGCGUGGUCAAUAAUUCCAAAAAAUUCGUCUUCAAGAACAAUGGAGUUCUGUUUGAGAACGAUCUUCUACAGAUCGGUGUAAAGAGCGAAUUCCGUCAAAAUCUGGGCCGCUUGGGCUUGUACUAUGGCAAUAAGACGCAAACGGCUUUGCAAAACUUUGUUCCAACGCUGCAGUGGUCAGCGGAGGAUGCGCUGAAGUUGAACGUGCAGAUUAAGGCGGUCGAACCAACUCUCGAGGCCGGAGCACAGAUCCAGCAGCUGUUGACGGCGGAAUGUAUCGAUCAUUACACUGGCGCACCGUCAAUCAUCAUUUCAUUCCGUGUUAAUGGCGGUGCACCGCAGAAGCUCACGGUGAAUCUUCCCUUAACAGUGAACAAGUUCUUCGAACCGACCGAAAUGAAUGCCGAAUCGUUCUUUGCUCGAUGGAGAAACCUUGGAGGUGAGCAACAACGAGCCCAGCGUGUGUUCAAGGCCCUACAGCCGCUCGAUUUACCGGGUGCCAGGAAUAAACUGACCGGUUUCGGUAUGCAGUUGCUGGACGGGAUUGAUCCGAAUCCCGAUAACAUGGUCUGCGCGGGAAUCAUCCACACUCAGGCCCACAAAGUGGGUUGUUUGCUACGUCUCGAACCCAACAAGCAGGCUCAGAUGUUCCGCUUGACUAUCCGAUCGAGCUUAGAAGCAGUGACACAAGAGAUCUGUGAGCUGCUUGGGGACCAAUUCUAAGACAAGAGUGACUAACAGACAGGCAAGCGAAUGAUAUCAAUCUGUUGUUCAUCUAUGUGUCGUAUCGCAGCGCGAAAUGAUACCAAAAUCGAUAAACUGUUUGCGAUCGUGGCUGAAACACUCGCCGAUCGCAGGGUGGAGGCGCAAUGCGCUUUUGUUUGAAUCUUAAAUUACGGAAAAGCAAAUAUUUAAACGAAGAAGUGGGACGUGUGCGAACAUGACAAAUGACCUUCAUCAGCACAGCGAGCGUACUAUCGCACGAUCAUCUCCGCGGAGAAUGUUUCUGUACGUACGAAGGAGACGUACGUUGGAGAAGGUGGUCAGGCUGCUUGGUAGAACUCUGGUGUAUAAAAUAGACAAAUUUAACGUAAAGCUGCGCGAUGUUGACUCGAAUGAUCCUUCUGCUGGCCCUCCUGUGUCUGAGAAAACCUGCGACGACCACACAUGAGGAACUAGCAGUGUGAUUGUGGUCUUUGAGCUCUUUGAGACACGAUGCGCCGUUUCCUAACAUUUCCAGUAAUCGUUUUAAGGAGGAAACCGCGAUAACAUUGUAGCAGUGUUUGUGGCGGGGUAUGUGUGAAACCUUCUAGAAAUCUCAUUCAUUGUUAGCGAAAGGGCGUGCAAAUGACAACGGCAGCGAUUGUAGCAUGAUCAUAUGAGCACGCAUGAUAGCUUUUGUGGCUUGUAUGCGUGUAUGUAACGUUUAGCAUGAGAGAUAAACGAGAAUGCCGCGGGAGAAGCGAAAGCGUCAAGGCGGACAUCGUGAGAUAAGCGGACAUCAGUAGAUCGUGGCUUGUAUGUACGGUACGGUGAUCGCAGUAGUUUGCGCUUUUCUAUCUUUUUUUUUGUUGUUUUCAGUUGUUAUUCUUCAUUCAUUUGCCACUGCGCGGCGUCGUUCCAUUCCGUAUUAGUAUCGGCAAAUGUUGCACAAAACUACUUUUCGCUUCACCGGAAUGAUUUCCGGUAUCUUUCUCGUUAUUCUUUUUUUGCGAUACAGAUCGUGACUGAAGGAAAAUCCCAUCGAUCGAUCGAUCGAGGUUGAGCAACGACGUCUUUUUUAAGAAUUAAAUAGCAACCCGCAGAGGCAAAAGACCAUUGUUAGUUAUGUGUUUUGGGGGAAAUACUUUGUGUAGGGCAUUUCAGCCACACCUAAGCGUAGCAGCAGCUGCGGAGCAAAUGAAACUGUAUGUUUUAAUCGUUACUAAUAUUCACACGCAUAUUACAUACAUACAUUACCUACAUUACAUACCUAAGCAACAACGUGUACAUUGUAGAAAGUUGUAUUUAAACAAGAAAACACGAGUUAAGUAAAAGCAGUCACAAUGCGUAAAUGAAAGAUAGACAGAGAGAGAGAGAAUAUAAAAAAUGGAAAAUCAUCGGACAUCCUAUUAUACUAUUAGUAAGAAAGAUACGCUAAACAUCAGAAUUCAUAAAACAGAGGACGGAAGAGAGGGCGAGAGGUCAUCGAUAUCAUCUGCUUUGAAAGCCAUACUAUACACAGCCAGUCAGUCAGACCGGCCAGUCAUGAACCCUGGUAUUCUUCGAGGGGUUGCAAUCGCUAUUUGCUAAUCUAUGAGCACACACAAAUGAUACACGCUAUCGUAUUAUGGUCUGCCCCAGCAGCAGCAGGACAGGCAACCUAUUGGCAUUCCAAAAUUCCAAAUAUCAAGCAAUCUCUCGACCGAUUUGAUGAUGCCGCUCAGCGCAGCAAUGGAGAUGAGCUUAGCCAGUUAUUGAAUCUAUUUGUUAUUCGUGUGGAACCAGGGAUCUGGACCAGAAAGCGCGAUACGACCGACGAUCACCACACUCACUGUCGGAACUCGGGAGAAACUACUAAACCGUGAACGAUGAAGGUGAAACGAUACUGAUAUCGCGUAGAAAGAACACUGUCACACGGACGGAGCAAAUAGAACAUGAAGGGAUGCCGCGAUCGCGAACCGAUCGAUGGAUGGAGAAUGAAAAUAAUAUAUUGAAAAUAUACACAUGUUAUUGAAAUCGCGCGUGAA
This is a messenger RNA of Anopheles darlingi, 5296 nucleotides long. It is a transcript of the gene AP-2alpha, whose product is annotated as AP-2 complex subunit alpha. Gene Ontology annotation, molecular function: clathrin-cargo adaptor activity. The record is from RefSeq and is a predicted model, not a curated record. NCBI's taxonomy places the organism in Eukaryota, Metazoa, Arthropoda, Insecta, Diptera, Culicidae. Gene Ontology annotation, cellular component: membrane coat; AP-2 adaptor complex. The transcript is spliced from 8 exons. The coding region runs from base 486 to 3290 and encodes 934 amino acids. Gene Ontology annotation, biological process: clathrin-dependent endocytosis; intracellular protein transport.